This is a messenger RNA of Capronia epimyces CBS 606.96, 1536 nucleotides long. RefSeq names its product dihydropyrimidinase. The transcript has 3 exons. The record is from RefSeq and is a predicted model, not a curated record. Gene Ontology annotation, cellular component: cytoplasm. Lineage: Eukaryota; Fungi; Ascomycota; Eurotiomycetes; Chaetothyriales; Herpotrichiellaceae. The coding region runs from base 1 to 1536 and encodes 511 amino acids. Gene Ontology annotation, molecular function: hydrolase activity, acting on carbon-nitrogen (but not peptide) bonds.
AUGGAUCUCGAUCUGAUUGUGCGUAACGGCACCGUAGUCACCGCCUCUGACAUUUGGACUGACUGCGACAUUGGAAUUAAGAAUGGAAGCAUAGUGGCGGUGGCCCGCGGGCUUCCUGCCACCGAUGGGGUCGAGAUCCUGGAUGCUGAGGGGGCAUACAUUACGCCCGGCGGCAUCGACACGCACGUGCACCUGAGCCAACUGUACGAGGCGUCCGUAGGCGGGCUCAUGAAGACGCAGAUCACCAACGGCCAGAUCCCAGAUCUGGCCAACUAUACCAACGACACGUACGACACGGGGACACGCAGCGCGGUGGCCGGCGGUACUACCACGGUCAUCACCUUCGCCAGCCAGCUGCGCGACGACGAGAGCCUGGUGCCGGUGCUGGAGGAAUACUACAAGCUGGCCGACGGACAGUCUUACUGCGACUACGCUUUCCACAUGAUCCUGUCGAAUCCCACCAAACACGUCCUCGAACACGACCUUCCCAUGAUGGUGGAGAAGUACGGCAUCACCAGUGUCAAGAUCUACAUGACCUACAAAGCCUUCCAGUUGAGGGACUAUCAGAUCCUGGACGUCAUGCACGCGGCGAGGAAGCUGGGCAUCACCACAAUGGUCCACGCCGAGAACGCAGAUGUGAUAGACUGGAUGACGGAACAUUUGGAAGAGCAAGGCAUGACCGCUCCGUAUCAUCAUGGAACGUCGAGACCGCCGAUUGUGGAAGCGGAAGCCACGAAUCGAGCAAUUGUUCUCUCGGAGCUCAUGGACACGCCCAUCCUGCUCGUGCACAUCUCAGGCGGCCAGGCAACACGGGUGAUCCACGACGCCAAGUCCCGCCUCCUGCCGGUGCACGGCGAAACCUGUCCGCAGUACCUCUUCCUGCUGGCCGAAAGCAUGAAAAAGGCGGGCUUUGAGGGUGCGAAAUGUGUGUGCUCGCCUCCGAUCCGCGAAGAGGCGGCCGACCAAGACGCCAUCUGGACGGGGCUGGCCAACGGCACCUUUACCACCCUGUCCUCGGACCACGCGCCGAUCAAGUUCGACCAUCCUGGCGGCAAAUUGCUCGGUCUCUCACACGGAGGUGGCCCCCAGGGCAAGUUCCAGUACAUCCCCAAUGGGCUGCCGGGAGUGGAAACGCGGGUACCUCUGCUCUGGUCGGGAGGCGUGCUAACGGGCCGCAUCACGCCGCAGAAGUUCGUCGAGGUCACGGCCACGAACCCGGCCAAGCUGUACGGCUUGACGAACAAGGGCACCAUCGGCCCGGGCUUCGACGCCGACCUGACCAUUUGGUACCCGCAAGAGACGUUCAAGCCGUUCAAGCUGACCAAUGAAAUGCUGCACCAUGCCAUCGACUACACCCCUUUCGAGGGCGUCGAGUUCAAAAACUGGCCCAGGUACACGCUGGUCAGGGGUAAGGUGGUCUUCAAAGAGGGCAAGGUGGUGGGAGACCUGGGCUACGGCCAAUAUCAAAAGCGGACCAAAAGUACCUUGGCUGGACCGAGAAAUCGUUUUUUGAGCGAAUGGAGACCUAAGCCCUAG